Doryrhamphus excisus (bluestripe pipefish) is the source of this 6589-nucleotide messenger RNA. The record is from RefSeq and is a predicted model, not a curated record. NCBI's taxonomy places the organism in Eukaryota, Metazoa, Chordata, Actinopteri, Syngnathiformes, Syngnathidae.
UGUACCUUACAUAACCAAAUGAGCCAAUAUUGCAAAACACACAUAAUUAACUAUUAACAUUUUUUGUAAUUACCUGAGUUUACUUUGAUGACUUGCACUGAAUUGAACCAGCCAGGGAUGCAUAGUCCGGACAGUAGCUGCUGAUAGCCAGCCUCAAGCACACUUCCAAAUGUUUAUCAGUCAUGGAUAAUAUCCGUAUCAUAAUAUCCGUAUAAUAUUCCAUAUCCGUAUGGAAGUGAUAUGUUUUUGCCUUUUUACUUGGUCCAGUUUUUGCCUUUUUACUUGGUCCAGCUCCUUCACUCAUUUUAGUGACCAUAAACUUUAGCGAGGGCUUUAAAAUCUCGCAAUUCGCCGACUAGCUUAGCACUUUGCAUCGUUGUUUACGCAUGAGCGGUGACCUAAAGGUCAAAAUUCAGUUGUCAUCUGACUGGUUGUCCUGUAUGUCAAUCAAGUAACGGGGAUGGAUGAUAGGCUGACAUCGUAAGUUCUGCUGCACUUAGAGACGUUGUUUGAUUUGAUUGGUCGCCCGAAGGGCAACAUUCAGUUGUCAUCUGAAUGGCUGCCCUGUAUAUCAAUCAAGUGACGGCAUUGAUGCUGGGAUGAUAUUUUUCUAAUGUCACGCCGCGAUCGACCAGCGAUCGACCAGUACCACCUCCGCGAUCGACUUAAUGAGCACCCCUGGUCUAUAGACUUUAAUUCCUCUUCGUGUCUCUGCUGGGUGUGUCCUCUGGGCGUGGUCCAAUCGGGUUGUUGUUAUUGUUGGCCAAACGCCUUCCACUGGAGGAGACAUGUCACACGUUGUUGGUUGUGGAAAACCAUGACUUGGAUGACGGAGAAUCUACAUGACAAUUGACAUCAAAUACAAGUUCCCAUUUCUGACAAUGAAAUCAGAACAUUAUGAUUCAUGGGAUUCUAAUUUUGGUCAAAUUGUGCCUUGCUCGGGUUUCAUGAUGGAGUAUAUUGAUCCUUGUUGCUAUGGCUCGGCAUCGAACCAAAAUAAACAAUAUAGCUCAUCCUUGUCUGUCCUCCAGUGAGGAAACAAUGUUCUCUGUUCAUCCUUGCCCCUCAUCCAAAGUAUUACUCAUAUUACUUAUAAAGUAUUACUUUACUGGGCGUUGAAGAACAACAUUCAUGCAGAAGCAAUAAUGGCUCUCGGUUCAGGCUCAGCAUGUCCGUCCUGAAGAAAGUCUAUCCGGGAAGUCGUGACGUGAACCCACACCAACUCCCUCCGUAGCCUGCAUGUCCGUUCAUUGAUGCCAAUGCAGCAUUUCAUCCAUUAAUGAGGAGAUUUAUGAAUUAUGACAGUUUUGACAAGGGUAUUAGUCUAUGUAAUUGGAUAGCUAUAUAGGCUGUGUGUGUGUGUGUGUGUGUGUGUGUGUGUGUGUGUUUGUUUUUGUGAAUUAUGAGGACAUUUGACAAGAAUACACGCAACACUGUGAGGACAUUUUGAAUUAUGAGGACAGGGUCGGUGUCCUCAUAAUUCUGCCAACGUAGAAGUGUUUCUAUGGGUCUAAAAAGCUGAAAACCAAAUUUUCUCCAAAAGUCCUCACAAUACACAUAUACCAGAAUUUGUGUAAAAUCUGUGUAUCGCUCUAGCACCCCUGUAGCCAAGUCCUGGUAUUGCACCCCUGAUGAAUUAUUCACACUUGUGUAAAUUUUAAAGCUUCUGAUUGGCUGCCGGGCGGAAGGUACCCACAAUUACGGAUUGUGACAGAAAAGUUGUGUAUUUACUUCGUCCUGAUUGGCUGACUGGUAGAGGGUCCUCAUAAUGUAGGAUUUUGUCAAUUGUGUGUAUUUAAAUUCUCAACACCGAUGAGGUGACCGCUAAUCAGCCAAUGAGCUGCAGCCCCAAGCUUCCUGGCUUCCUGCUACAGCGUGAACACGUUGCCAUUUAAUUGUCUACUGCACUGGAGACACGAGGUAAGAAUGAAAGCACACUACUAUGUUUCAAGUCCAUAAAGUUUGCAAUCCCAGUAAGGAGAACACUGUAUGUCAACAGCAUGUAAACCAGCUAGUACUAUCUUAACAUACUAACUGGUUAAUUUAUGUUAGCACGACAUGGUAUGCUAGCCUAGCUUAAAGAGCUAUUUAAAGAGCUAGGUACAUGUUAGGUACACAAGCACAUGUUAGCAUUAAGCAUAUAAGUUUUCAUUUAGUCUUUGAAACAAAUAUAUUAUACCUAACAGCACAAGUAGAUAUUGUGCCUUGUGUUUUUUAACCUGCUAAAUUCACUUUUAAUACAAACUAAAAGACAUGACUUCCUAUGCUUGUUCUUUUGUCACAAAGCAUCAUCUUUAUUGAAACAAAGCGAGGCAAUGAGGCCGCAGAGGGUGAAAGUAAAACCAAAAGAAGAGGCUGCAUACUUUGCAUCCUUAGGAAAGGACAAGGAUGGAUUUGAUAUCCGUUUUAUAAAUUCAUUCAAAGGUCGAGGAGUAUUCAGCAAGCGGCAUUUUCAGAAAGGAGAGUUCCUCAUCGAAUAUCGAGGACAGGUCAUAUCUAAACAAGAACAUGAAAACAGGCUACAUAUAUACCAUGAUGCCCUCAAGGUGUUCAUGUUUGAAUUUCGGUAUAAUGGAAAGAAUUUGUGUGUUGAUGCUGCUCAAGAGGAUGACUCCCUCGGCCGACUUGUAAACGAUGAUAAUGUGAGCCCAAAUAGCAAAAUGAAGACGAUCACUGUCAAUGGGCAGCCUCAUUUGUGUCUAUUUGCAACAACGGACAUCAAGCCUGGUGAAGAGAUAACAUACAAUUACGGAGACUCUGACUGGCCAUGGAGGUUAAAGUGUCCCACAGUGAAGGAGCCGGUUUGUUCUGGGGAUUUGGUCAGCAAUGGAAAAAUAAUUGCAACUGACAAGGAGAACAUAACUGAGGCAGAUCCACAACAUGCUUCUGUGACCAUGACAUCUAACUCCUUGAUCGAUGACAAACAGGUAUCAGCUGCCACAGAUGGUUACCAUGCAGAAGAGGCCAAGAUGUGUGUUUCCCCGAGUGAAACCAACGAACAGGACAACCAAACUGAGACAGAUCCACAACCUGCUGAUGCAAACAAGACAUCUGACUGCUUGACCGAUGAUAAACAGGGCUGUAAGCAUGACUUGGUCUCCACAGUAGUACCGAGCUUGGAAAAAUGUGCCCUGUGUACUGGACCCUUUUCUGCCUUGAAAUGGAUUGGUGUGAGAUGUAAAGUUUGCUCCUGCUUCUGGCACAAAUCCUGCUAUGUCAAGAGGAUGAAGACUGACUCUGAAUUCCCGCCAUUUGUUACUGAAGGAGCAAGUUCAAGUGAAGAGAUAUCAGAUGAGGAAUAUGUACCUGACUCUUCCAGUCACUCAGAGAAUUCCGGAGAUAUUUCAUUAGGGCCUUCAAAAUCUUUUCAAGAAGUGCCUGAUAUUGAAGUGGUCUGCACUGAGCUUCCCUCUGAAAAUCUGGAAAACACACCUUCCCAAGAACACCUCUUAGAUGAAGUGACAUUACCUGAUGUUAGAGAAGCAGACACUACAUUGCAGCUUGAGAAAACUUGUGAUGACUCCAAGCAAGCCUCAGGAGGGGUUCAGCCUGAAGUUCAGAAAGGCAGUGUUGAAGAUACAUUUCAGACCACUGAAGAAACUGGAGAAGACCACCAUGUACAGUCUUCAGGCAUAUCCUCUUCUGCAAGCAAGAUAAAUUAUUGCUACAUUUGUGGCAAACCACAGUCAAAAAUUACUCGUCACCUGAAAACCCAUGAGAAGACAAAUGUGGAAGUUGCUCAAGUUUUAGCAUUCCCAAAACACUCCAAAGAACGACAAAGACAGCUGAACAUACUACGGAACAAAGGAAAUCAUAAACAUAAUACAGAUGUUUUAACAAGUGGGACUGGAGUGCUGAAAAUGAAACGAAAACCCAAGAAAGUGCAAGACGUUAAACAGUAUGUGCAUUGUACGUAUUGCCAUGCUUUGUAUCUUCGGAGGCAUCUGUGGCGACAUCUUCAAAAAUGUCUCUCAAAACCAGGAGAAACCAAAGGGCAAGGAAGAACUAGAGUCUUGUCCUUGGCCACAAUGUCAGAGUCAGGCCUACCUCAACAGAUAUCCCAAGGUGUGUGGAAGCUGUUAACUGUCAUGAAAGAUGAUGACAUUUCUGCUGCUGUGCGAAGUGACUUCUGCAUUCUUCAGCUGGCGCAGUCAUUUUUCAACAAACAUGGUCAAGAUCCCACCAAAUAUGAAUAUAUUCGGCAGAAGCUUCGUGAAGUUGGAAGACUUCUACUAAUACUGUGUAAAGAAUUUUCCAUAUAUAAUCUUGAGGAUGCCGUAAGACCUGUAAAUUUCCAUUCAGUUAUCCAAGCAGUCAAGAAGGUGUCUGGGUUUGAUGAAGAAAAGCAUUGCUACAAAACGCCAAGCCUCGCACUUAAGUUGGGUCAUUCAUUGCAAAAGAUUAGUGACAUCAUCCAUUGCAGAGCUUUAAUGACAGGAGACAAUGAGCUGAAAAAGUCAACCCAGACUUUCAAAAAGCUUUACACCUCAAAGUGGUCUGAACUUGUCUCUCAUACUGCUUUGACCACCUUGAAUGAGGCGCACUUUAAUAAGCCAUCCACCCUGCCUUUUACUGAAGAUGUGCAACGUCUUCAUCAGCAUCUUGAAAAGACAGCAGAUUUGGCAUCUGAGAACCUGGGAAAGAUGCCUUCACCACAAGUGUAUGGUGAACUUUGCAGAGCAACUUUGGCAAAGAUCAUAUUAUUCAACCGAAGACGUGGAGGUGAAGUUGCAAAAAUGCAAUUACACAGCUUCAUCGGAAGAGACACAACACCCCUCCAUAAGGAUGUUGCUCUUGGCCUCACAAAGUUUGAACAAAAACUCUGUGAACAUUUCAGCCGGGUGGAAAUUAGGGGUAAAAGAGGACGAAAAGUUGCUGUGUUGCUAUCACCGGACGUGGUUGAUUCAUUGACACUCCUCUUGAAAAAAAGGAAGGAAUGUGGAGUUCCAGAGGAGAACAUUUUUUUGUUUGGAAGGCCCCACUGUUUAACUUCAUACAGAGGACAGGAUUGUUUAAGGACGUAUGCAAAUGAGUGUGGUGCUCAGAACCCAGAACUCCUGAGGUCAACCCAGUUACGCAAACAUGUUGCAACGUUGUCCCAGGUCCUGAACCUCAAAAACCAUGAACUGGACCAGGUUGCGGACUUCCUCGGCCAUGAUAUUCGUGUCCACAGAGAAUACUACAGGCUUCCAGAGGCGACAACACAGCUGGCCAAAAUAUCCAAGCUACUGCUUGCCAUGGAGAAGGGGUCCAUCACAAACCUUCAGGGCAAAACUCUUGAAGAGAUUGAGAUAGAAGAUAACCUUGACUUCACUGCUUCUGAAGCAAGUGAAGAAAGUGAAGCUGACGGAGAGGAUCAGCCCUCAGAUCCACAAACAGACAUGGGACAGGAGAGAGCUGUGCUACCUGUCAACAACCCUUCAGCUGCCUCAGAUGACUUCAGAGAUGACUCUGCCCUUCUAAAGACUUCUAGUGGACAGGAGAGAACUGUACAACCUGUUGACAACCCUUCAGCUGCCUCAGAUGGUGACACUGCUCUUGAAGGGACAUCUAAAGAGGAUAAUGGGAAGAAAAAGUCCAGCAGGAAAAAAAAACGUCAUGAACAAAGUGCGAUUACCAAAAAUGCUGGAGUGGACGAUCCCAGGAGGAAAAUAAAGCAUCCAUGGUCUCCAGCUGAGGUUGCAGCUGUGAUGAGACAUUUUAAAGAUCACAUCAACAAUGGUAAACUCGUCACUAUGAUUCAGUGCCAGCAGUGCAAGACCGCUGAGCAUCAUGUUCUUGCCGACCGCACUCUUCAAAAUAUAAGAGAUUUUGUUAGAAAUCGUGGCAUAACACUGAAGAGGAAGAACCAAUAAGUACAGAGAGAGAUGAUGUUUUGUUUUUAUGUGUUAAAAGAUAAGAGCUGAGCUCUGUUAAGUGGCGACAAAGCCACAAAAAAUAAAGUUGGUUCUUUAACAACUUUAACAACUGGUUAUACCUGGUGUAAUGUCUUUGUCUAUCAGAUAUGUAUUAAUAGGUUUUACCCGAGGUGGAUAAUGACUAUUGUAUACUGAGGAUGUCUUACACACAUGCCACAGAUCAGGUAUGUCUUUAAAUUUCACAAUGGUAUUGUGUUCAUCUAUUUGUCCUCAUAUACUGGUUGUGACCUAUUAAUGCACAUUACUUUCAUUUUUGUGUUUGUGUGAAUCCAUGUUCCAGCAAGUCACCUGUGACCCUCCAAGUCACAUUAGUGUCAGUGUUUGUGUGUUGUAUAACAACAGUCCUUAUUAAUCAAGUUGGUUCUUAUAAUUCUCCUUUUUGUCAUGGGCGGGGUUUAGCAGCUCAUUAACUUUGUCCUUACAAGUCGUCGUAGUGUCAGGUUGUUGUAACUUGCGUUGCUUUUUGUGUUUCUGACUUUUGAAGUGAGAUUUGCAGAGUACAGCCCAAACCAAAUUUUUUGAUAUAUGCCACACCUCUGGGAAACAAGCGGAAAGGGGUGCCACCCUAAUACACCAAAAAACUUGUUUGGCGAGAGGUGUCCUUGUAGUUCACAAAAACCCGUAUAGGUGUGUGUGUGUGUGUGUAUUGACCGAAAUGGAACAAUCAUCAU